AUAGCCGGCUCCGACAGGACCUGAUCAUCAUCAAAGGAUACUUUUAGGGCACUCAGGAUACACAGUAUAAACUGGUACACUAGCCAUCAGCGCAAGUAACAACUUUUUCUCGUCACCAGUUGAUUAUGAAUCUCCUAUCACAAGCGAAACUUCUUUCUGAUUCGUUCGAAAUCGAAGAGACAAGGCUGGGAAUGUACACACCGGUUUGUACGGGAAUGUUCAGGGAGCCUGAAGGCCAUGUUCAACAGCUCGAGAAGACAGCGAAAAGGCUGUCCUAUCUGAUUGUAUAUCUUGAACUGGUGUGCCCAAUUUUGGUGUGCUCUAUUAUUGGUUUUCGCCUCCCUGGGUUCCACGCCUUUCUCGUGUUUAUAGCGGGAUUUCAUUCCUUCGUGAGCUCUAUAGCUUGUACCCCCGCUCCCUCAGGCUUCCACAAGGAUACACCUUGUCCCCCAUCUGCUCUCACAUACACAUAAAAAUGGUGCACUCCUCCCAGACACCGGUGUUAGACGCUGUACGUUCUUUGGUAGUUGCUUAUGCGUCUUCCUCGGGUUCAGCGUCCUUUACUAACGAACGAUAAAACUCUCAUAGUCUACAAAGCCUUUACUCCCUCCUCCGCAACGCCCAAGGCGUCGAGUACGCUC
Messenger RNA from Desarmillaria tabescens, 641 nucleotides. RefSeq lists its product as uncharacterized. The record is from RefSeq and is a predicted model, not a curated record. The transcript has a single exon. NCBI's taxonomy places the organism in Eukaryota, Fungi, Basidiomycota, Agaricomycetes, Agaricales, Physalacriaceae. The coding region runs from base 126 to 473 and encodes 115 amino acids.